GCGUCUUCCGCUCUACAACGGCCCGCCCGCGGUGACAAGAAAAGACCAAUUCUUACCAGGGGGAUUGACAAGACCCGGCAGACCGUCCGAGUGGAUAUGCUUCCUUGCAACGCCUGACACGGGCUACUAACACAUCCAACUACAAUAUUUCGAAAGCGGAUGCGCACGUGGAUCUUCGUUAUACCUAUCUAAGAGUCUCCCCCUCAGCUGGGCCACCCUCGUCCACGCCCGACUCGAAAGCGGCAGCUCCCCGGUACUAGAUAGCCAGCGCCACACCCUCGUUCAGGUCGCUCAGCUCCGCCCGUCAUGUCGUCGCAAUCCGAGACGCCUGCGAGCCCGCCGCCCGCCCCCUCGUCCUCUUCCUCGCCGUCCCCGUCCGCGCCGGGGUCUUCCCCCGGCCCGUCCUUCCCGCAGAUCGUCAAGAACGACCCGGCGCGGACCGGCUUCGACCCGAAGACGUCGUGGUGGAUCAACUACUUCAAGAUCCUGACGGGCAACAUGACGACCGAGGGCGCGUUCCACUUCCGGGAAGAGCACUACCGCGCGCGCGAGGCGGAAGACUGCCAGCGGUGCGAGCAGUACCGCGACUGGACGUUCGCGCACUCGCCGAUCGUGCGGUUCAUGCGCGAGAAGGUGGCCGAGCUCGACGGCGAGCUCAACGCCCGCAACGUCGUCUGCCGCCGCUGCCCCGCCCGCCUCACCGAAGACGGCCAGGUGCACCGCGCCGGCGGCGGCUUUAGCCCCGACCACGGCAUCCUCAUCUGCGCCAACGAGAUGCGCAACCGCAACCACUUCGAGGACACCGUCGCCCACGAGAUGGUCCACGCCUGGGACCACCUCCGCUGGAAGGUCGACUGGGCCGGCGACAAGGACCUCAAGCACGCUGCUUGCACCGAGAUCCGCGCUUCCAUGCUCAGCGGCGAGUGCAGGUGGACGAGGGAGACCUUCACGAGGGGCAACUGGACACUUACGGAGCAGUUCCAGCGCUGCGUACGCCGGCGCGCGGUGCAGUCCGUACUAGCGCGGCCGCGAUGCAAGGACGAAGCCCAGGCGCUCAAGGUCGUCAACCAGGUCUGGGAUUCGUGCUUCUCCGACACGCGGCCGUUCGAUGAGGUCUACCGAUGAGGAGAGAAUAUUUGAAAAAGAUGUACAGAAAAACGCGGAAAUAAGAGACAAUCCAGGAAAAUAGACGCUUACGGGGCGGUUCGCUCGAAUGAGCUCUGUAUUUUUAGCUGUAGCCCUGCAUCGCCACAAGCAUUGUCCUGAUCACAUCCUACCAUACACCCUUUCAGGUGUAGAUAGGGGUCGCUGUACCCAUACCCAAGCGAAUUGGCAAUUGACACCAGGUUCAACCUAGGCAGAGCGAGGCGAGGCGA
Molecule: messenger RNA, 1376 nt
Organism: Durotheca rogersii
Lineage: Eukaryota; Fungi; Ascomycota; Sordariomycetes; Xylariales; Xylariaceae
Product: peptidase M76 family-domain-containing protein
Exons: 2
Coding region: 307-1125 (272 amino acids)
Biological process (GO): mitochondrial proton-transporting ATP synthase complex assembly; mitochondrial protein processing
Cellular component (GO): extrinsic component of mitochondrial inner membrane
Molecular function (GO): metalloendopeptidase activity
Source: RefSeq, a predicted model, not a curated record